Molecule: messenger RNA, 468 nt
Organism: Melampsora larici-populina 98AG31
Lineage: Eukaryota; Fungi; Basidiomycota; Pucciniomycetes; Pucciniales; Melampsoraceae
Exons: 4
Coding region: 1-468 (155 amino acids)
Source: RefSeq, a predicted model, not a curated record
AUGAAACAGGAAGAUUGUUUCAUCUGGGCAUUUGCAGGUAUCAACUCGGAGGGCCAAAUGGCUACUCAACCUAUGCGUAAUUGGCGAGAAACUGAGCGGGUCACAAAACAAAUAUGGAAAGACUCACAGCAACCUAAUAUGGCUUCCAAAGUUGAAGGCGUGGAGAAGGCUUAUGGCCUCAAAGACACUAUGUCACAACCCUUUCUGGAUAAGAUGAGAAAGGUACAAAGACAACAUAAUCAACAAGUCCCAGCAGUGUCGUUCUUAUCCUUGCAUCAACUAGAAAUGAAAACUGAUCUAUCAGCCACCUUGAAAUCUGGUCAUACUGUCCAACCAAGUGGAUUGGCCAAAUUCGCGCCAUCUGGAAGCGCAAAAGUGGAUGUGAAGGGAUAUCUUCUCCCAUAUUAUCAGUGGCAUGGGGUACCAUGUCAAACACCUACCAUACCUGGUAUGGCAUGCGGUCUCUGA